Messenger RNA from Hordeum vulgare subsp. vulgare (domesticated barley), 1515 nucleotides. RefSeq lists its product as uncharacterized. NCBI's taxonomy places the organism in Eukaryota, Viridiplantae, Streptophyta, Magnoliopsida, Poales, Poaceae. The transcript has a single exon. Bases 232 to 876 code for a protein of 214 amino acids. The record is from RefSeq and is a predicted model, not a curated record.
AGGCGGCUUGACUGGGAUUUUGUACGCGAUUAGGAGAGGCUAAACACCAUGUCUUUACGUGCAUAAAACAAAUCUCUGCGCUAACAUGUGCAUCAGUGCAUGCAAUGGGUACAGAGUACUUUGCUUAUGUAAGACGAGUUGGCAUGCAUGCAUGUGUUGCACGGGCAAGGCCAAGCUGGCACCCCGAAGGCUGCUCCUGCAUUCUGAACCUGCAAUCCAUGCUCGUGUUUCAUGCAUCGGUCAUGUCACUGCUCGCACAUUUACUACCCCUGCGCGCGCAUUCACUACACCACACCUGUGCGACAACGCGGCCUCGUCCUCGAUGACGCAGUGGCCAGCCCGAACAGUGUCAACUAUGUAAAGAUGAGAAACGCGCGGCUGGCGGGCGCCGAUCUGGCGCCGCGCCGGCGUGGGGCUCGCGGAUCUGGCGCCGCGCCGGCGUGGGGCUCGCGCGGAUCUAGCACGGUCGCCGGUGCACGCGGCAGAGGAGAGCUGUUGUGCUGCCGCGCACGACAAGGAGAAGAGCUGGGGCGCGGCGGCCGUGUCGAGCUGGCGCCGGAGGAUGCGACGGCCGCUGGAAGCACGACGGGCUCGACACAGGCGCGGGGUUUGGCGGGCAGCUGGCGUGCGCGGGUCUGGCGCGGUGUGCAGGGGCUGUGGCGGUGGCGGGCAUGGCGCUCGGGCGCGGUGGGUUGGGGCUGUGGCCGAUCUGGCCCGGUUGCGGCGGCGGGCAGGCUGCUCUGGUGCGGUGAGAUGGAUUCCAGGCGGGUAGUUUUGGCCGGCGACCUCCUAGGCGCGGCCCGAGGGCGUGAUGCGAAAAGUGCUUGUGCGUCAUGGAUUUGGUUUGCAGGAAGGCUGGCGGUGGGCUGCCGGUGAAAGCCGAGCUCCGGCUGUGGCCGGAGCAGUCGGUGGCGGCGCCUUCGGGCACCGUCCCUUUGUUGGAGGCAUCGACGCUGCAACCCCUUCCUUCCCAUGCCUGACAUCCUUCGGGGAAAAUCCUAGAUCUGCUCAUGCGGAACGGACGAUGAUGACACUAUCGGCUUUGCUCGGCGUCAUAUCUCCUCUUGAGGACAUCGUCUUGAAGGUAGACUCGGCUAAAGGGACCCGAUGCUCAUGUUGGUGGUUCGCGACGACUUGUAUAGCAUCACCGUGAGAACAGCAGAAGCACCCUUCACAUGCAAGUUUCAUCAGGCAAGUUAUGGCCGCCAACCUCACGAGAUUGAAGCGGCAUAUGUUUGCUCUAUCGGACAUAGCGUUCCUCUUGGAUGUCAGUUGAGUUUCGCGCAUAUGCUUGUGGCAGCUCGGAUUGAUACAACGGUUUUGGGUUUGUACUUUGGUAGCGGCGAAAGCGCUCGAGUGCCCGGCCGGGUGUGUUGUGGGGUGUAGGUCUUCUGAGGUGUUGUAUGUGUGGUGGUGCUUUAGGCCUGGUUGUUAGGCGCUGUUUUAGGUUUUCGCCCGGUUUUCCUUAUAAACUGAGCACUCUUUUUUAUUCUUCUUCUUUUGGCACUCGCCUUA